CAGAUCUUAAUCUAGCAGAAGGACAGUUCUCCCGCAUUAUGUGCGCAACGUUGUGUGUACAUCAAAAGUUUUGUCAAACCAUCUUCUACAAACCCUUGGAGAUGACAUGUUCUCUUUACAAUUACCCAUUGACGGAAUUCACAGAAACCUUUCCUGAAUCGGGGAUUGAAGUUUAUAAAAUGGAAGGAUGUUCUCGACCUGGAUUUGAUGUCAUUAGAGAGAUAGACAUGUGUGUUCAGAUUUACCAUACAACAAAUGUCUCUUAUACGUACGUCAUGGAGGUGUGCAGACAAGAGGGUGCAGAACUGAUAUCACUGGAAACUGGCCUUAAGAUGAAUACCCUUUCCUCCUACUUGCUUCUUCAAUUCGGAAAAGCAGUGGCUGUCUCUGUUGGACUCGACAAUUCUUCGGGCUGGAAAUGGGUCAAUGGUCAGCCACUGGCUAUUGGUCAUCUGAAUGUUACUAACAGGAUCAACAAUCAUGAUGGGUACAAAGAUCCUUGUGACAGCAACUAUUGUGGAAUUUUUUCUGUUGGUAUUUCUAAAGAUUUAAAGAUAUAUGAUAACUGUUGCAAUAACAUUCAGCCCUACUUUGUGUGUUCCAUACCUUUUAAGCACUGAGAAUAUUAUUGCUGUUGUAUUGCUUUGAAUCAUCGUCGAUAUCUUCUGUAGGACUUGCAGGACCUGCAUUCAAGUUCUAUAUUUAUCUUUAUAGAAAAUGCAGCAUUGUGUGUAAUGUUUUAAAACGAUUUAAAGGGGCAUGGUCACGAUUUUGAUAAAAAAAAUUUUUUAUCUGAUUUUAAUGUUUGAAAAUGCCUUAUUUAGGCAUUUUUAUUGGGGAACCAUAAUUUGAGUGUUAUUUGUUGAGUUAUA
Magallana angulata is the source of this 872-nucleotide messenger RNA. RefSeq names its product secretory phospholipase A2 receptor-like. The record is from RefSeq and is a predicted model, not a curated record. The coding region runs from base 39 to 620 and encodes 193 amino acids. The transcript has 3 exons. NCBI's taxonomy places the organism in Eukaryota, Metazoa, Mollusca, Bivalvia, Ostreida, Ostreidae.